CCGGAUUCAGGAAGAAGUCAACCCACAUUUACAAAGAGCUAGACAUUUUUUAAAGUUAAAUUCGUAUCGGACCAACAUCAGAAAUGUACAGCGAGAUCUGCCUUCUUUGGUAGAUUUGGUAUACAUGAAUAUACAUUCAUUAAUAAUUAAUAGACUUAGUAUUAGUAUGAAUCAAUAAUUAUGUCAUAAAUGAUAGUAGUAAGUAGUAGUCAAUAGUACUACAAGUUACUACAAGUCAGUAGUAGUAGUACUUUAUUUAACUAUAACUAUCAUUAUGAUUCAUUGAUAUUAUUAUUAUUAUCGAUCAUUAAAUUCAUUAAUAAUUAUAUAUUAUUAUCUUAACUUUGAUGUUAAAAAAGUAUUAUGUCAUGCUAUGCAUAUAAUAAUAUUGUCAUUGAUCUCAAUCUAGUAAAAUACACUUUAGCGGGGGCGGGGGGAGGGGGGGGGGGGGGGGGGGGUGUCUAAUGUAUAACUAUUACCACUGUUAUUAUAACUUAAAAUUACUAAUCGUAAAAUAGUUUCAGUGGCGUACGUAACUAAGUUAGUAAAUGCCACCUGGGACAAACUCCCAACAUGUGCCUCUUAACACGCACAUAUAUUAUCAUUAACCCUUAUGAGGCUGAGCCUUUCUGGAGUGUCAGUGCCAAGAAGUCUGAGCCCUUUUUACAAGCGCAGCACCAGGGCCGGCCCGACAGUUGCUGGCACCCUGUGCAAGCUUAACUUGGCACCCCUUAUAUUUAUAAUAAUUAAAGGAAAAAACUUGUUAUUCGGUAAUGAUUUUAUUAUCUAUGGUUUUUUUUAACCAAACAAUGAACAGUUCAUUGUAUGUCAAAAAACAACAACAUAGCCUUAGGUAAACUUUCGCUCUGUGCGAAGCACCUGUUCGGCGCCCACUUCCCUGUUUCUGUAUGGCUCCGCUUUUUUCCCGAUUACGACGUACUUUUUCUGCUUUGCGCUUGCAAUUUUGCGCCCCGGAAAGCUUUUUGCUCCCCAUAUUCUUUCUGCUGAAAUAAUUGUAGAGGGACAAGGAAAUACAGUAUUAAUAAAUUAAUUUCCACGCCCUUUCAGUUGGACCCAACCCGAGUGUUAGUAUCCAAAUUAAGAAUGCACCUUUCAAUGUAUGAAACUCAUUGUAUGAAAAGCGAUUGUACGAAAAGUUAGAAUACCGUUUCUCGACCCCAGACCCAAGGUUCACACUUCACUAUAAUAACUAAGGGAAUUCAAAUAUUUACUUCUCCGGCGCCCCGAGGGCACAGGUCGUACACCCUAAAGGCCGGCUCUGACGGCACUCAUAUUGAAAAAAAAAAAAAAAAAAAAAAAAAAUUAAUAAACUAUAAUUACUUUACAAGUAUAAAACUAUAUGCAUUCUUAUAGAGAUUGAAUGAAAUAAUAAAAUCCUUACAAAUCAAACUCAAAUUUCAACAUUUAUGCAAAUGAGAUACCUUGAUUAGCAUAAUUUAUGCAUUUAAUAUUUUUUACACUUAGAAUAAAUAUGUCUUACUUUGCAGCAUUUGGUUAAAUUUUAUGUUGGUUGAAGCCUAAAUAAGACCUAACCCAUAUUUUAAUAAGAUGCAGUGUGAAAAACUAAAUAAAAUAUUCCCUGGUGGCUGCUUAUGCCUUUUGGCAUAUUCAAGGUCACAUAUUUUUAAGCAUUUAUAGGGUUCACUAGGUAAAAAAAAAAUUAUAUAAAAUGACAGAACACUAUCAAUGGAAGCCGCCAUUAAAAUGACGAAAUGAGGAAGAACUUGGAGAAGCAAUCUGAUUAGCUGGUACGAAGAUCAGCCAGCCAAUCUUGAGGCUUGAAUUAUCAGGCCAAUAGAUCGGCUUUUCGUCUUUUUCGCCAUUUGACCCUGGCGAUGCGGUCUCAAAGGGGUUAAUAUAAUUUAAAAUAUAAACCCCAGAUCUGCUGCCCAGUGUUGUCAUCUCCUUUGCACACUAAGAACACCACUGUUGAGUGUACUUAUGGACUUAAAUCACUAGGGGCCUAUACUAUAUACACCAAUAAGUACUAAACUUGACUUAAGUAAAGGUUAAGGGGACUUUUUUUUUUUAACUUUUCAAUAUCUGUUAAAUCAUAACACAAAUUUCUUUAUAUGAAAUUGAAUGUUUUUAUUCAAAUUAAUGUUUAAAUUUUAAUAUUUUUUGUUAAAGUUACAAGUUUGGCCUUAGCCUUAGGACUCUUGGCGCAGAAUGGUAGACAUUUAUUUCUAUCAGAGAAGUUGAUUUGGACAUUUUAUGGGGUAGAACCAAUAAUAGAGCCUCAGGAAAAAAAUGUCUAUUUUUACUAAAGUAUAUAUGAAGAGUCGAUUUUCAAAAUGCGGUAUCCACCAUUUUUGAAAAAAAUUAGAUAACUGUACAUUCUUGUAAAGCAAACCAGGUUCCUUUAGGACAUGUUAAAGUUUAUCUACAAAACAUAUUUUAAUUCUAUAUUAUUGUAUGUCUAAAAAUGAUUUUAUUUUCAAAACGCGUUUGAAUUUUUUUUUUUUUUUAUUUACAAAAUGCUGUAUAUAUUUUUGGACCAAUCCGUGAGAUUGGCAAGCUGAUUCUGUGGCAUUCUGCGCAUGCGCACUUAACAUCACGAAGCGAAACGGCAACAAACAUGGUAGUUAACGACAGCCUGGAUGAAAGAGUUGUUUGUACUAUAAAAUCUUGAAAAUAAAAAUAAAAAUAGCUCAACACGAAAAAAAGAAAAAUAAUUUCGUCAUUCAAGCGGAGGAAAGUUACCCUCCGUUACGUGUAAUCAUGAUAAAGGGUUCUGCAAGGUGAAUUACCGGUAACUUUAUUAAAUAACCACUAAAGUUCAUUUUACAUUAACAUGGUAAAACUGAAAGUUACUACACAUCAGAAGUGUAAUUGAAAUGAACAUAAAAAGUUGCUUUACAGAGUUAGCUGUGUUAUUUAUUACACAUUCAAUCUUUCACUUGCAGAGACAGCCAUUACAGAAGAAAGGGUGUUCAAGGACAGAAAUAUUUGCCCUCUGAUUUGAAUGUAAAUAAGAAGCAUCGACUUGUCCUGGAACAAAACCAAACUGCUAUUGAAGAUGCUGCAUACUCUAAAUCAGACUCUUCAUUAUGUUCUAUUUUGUUGUUCUAAAUUCAAAUAAAAUGAUUUGUGAAUUGAGCAUUAUCUUGUUUACUUUUGUUUAGAAUUCAGAUUUAUAAAAAAAAUCAUGCAGACUUAUAGCACUCUAAACUUUACACUAUUACAGGGGACUUUCCAGCAUUUAUAAUACUGUUCUGUUAAAAUAUAUCAAUAAAAAGAUUAAUCAUACACAAUUAUAUAAUGUAUAUGAUACAAUUUUAUUUUAGUUUGUUAUGUAGGUGGCUUGUAAUCUAUAAACAAACUAAAUUAUUUGCUACUGGGAAUAAUGUUAUGCUAUCAAAAUGGAUAUACAGCAUUUUUUUGCUAAUUUAUAGGUGGAUACACAGCAUUUUGAAACAAAAUAAGAAAUUGAAAAUGGUAAAUAAAUACAUUUUAAUUAACCUACAUUUCAAUUUUCAUCAUAAUCUAACUUAUAUUUUGAAUAUAUACCUAAAUUAACAUUUACUUUUCCGAAAAUUUGAGCCAUCAUUGUGUAGCAAAAAAAGUCGAAUAUCUCAAAAACGCCAAAAAUGGAGAAACAGCAUUUUGAAAAUCGACUCUUCAUAUAGUAUUAGUAACAAAUGCUAUGAAGAGGGCAUCCAAGCCAUAUUAUUGCUUAGUCUUCUUGUCUCUGCCUUAAAUAUAUAGUGAAUUGUUUUAUUAUUAUAUUUAUUAAUUUAAAUUAUAAUGCUUUUUUUUUUUUAUCUACUAAUAGCAUAAAUAGAGUAUCAAGUUAUCAAGUAUCCAAUAAAUGAGAGUUCCAGUGACAUCUAAGAAUGAGUGACUUGUCAUCAUCGUUUGACUCUGAUUCAGAGGAUGAAAAAGUGCAACCAAGCUUUUCAUCAAGGUUAGUCAUUUCUGUAAUGUAAAGCAGUCACCUGUAGAGUUUUACAUUAGAUUUUACACCAUUCUAUCUUGGAUGAAUGUCCAAAUGACAUAACUAAUGCUUUUAGCACUUACAAAAUUUAGCUGAAAUUACUGUAAAAUGUUACCACACUUUCAUCCAUGUUGUGGCAAGAAUAGGAUACGAUUUUCUGGAUGUUAAGUGUUGAACAACUCAAAAAUUACCUUUUUUCUGUUACAGGCCUUCAAAUCACCAUGAUACACAGUCUCAAAAUGAGGCCAGGGAAAAACAACAUAAAAUUCAAAGUCUUCAGCGGAGACUGGAAAAAACAUCAAGCCAUGGCACAGCACAGGGAUUGAAUAGUGGUGAACAGAAUUUAAGUGUGUCCAAUCCUUUCUCAAGGUCAGGGGCUAGACCAAAGACACAAAAGGAACCCCUUCAUGGGCUAUCAAACAAGACUGAGUUUAGACAGGCAGCCACAAGCCAUGGUGACAGUUCUUGGCAGUUUGAACAAAGACAUCAACCUGUGCCUCAUCACAACCAAGAGUCUUACAGGCAAGCUCAAGAUCCCCAGAGACAAGCACCUGCGCGUAAUGUCCAAAAUGGAGCGCAGGGUCAAGAAGAAUUCAGAGCCAAUUCAAAUUUCAACAGACCUCCAAGGGAUUCCUACAGGCCACCUGGUCACAAUGGUGCAGGCCACAUUGGCUACAAUAAGUUGAAAGAAUGGGCAGAGAUCCAAAACUCAACAAUAUUGCUUUUCCAGAUGAGCUCAGACUUGCAAGGCCUGGCCAAGUUGUUGAACCAAGACAAGUUGAACUUUGACUGGGUUGUGCUGCUCAUCACAGCCCUCAAGAAGAUUCUUGGUGCCCAGUCUCAGAAAGGUUUUCUCCAUCACGUCCUAAAGUGUGUGUGUGAUUCCCACUUUCUAGAAUUGCAUCUCUUUACAUUUCUUCAAGAUAUGCCCAGACACAGAUGUACAGAAAUGUACAGUAUUUUUAACAACAUCAUUGUUAUCUUGGACUAUCUGAUUUUGAACAUGAACUCUGACAAGGGCAAAUGCAAUCGAUCUUUACUUACUAUUAUGGAAAUUGGAAAACGCUUGAAUGUUAUUACUGAAGGUAGUGACUUGCUCAUUAAAGUCCAGAGACUUAUCGGUUUAUCAGAUGGCAAUUCAAAACAUAAUCAAAAAUCUUUUUUGCAUAAUGAGCCCAUCAUAUCUAGAAGACAGAGGUUCAUUCCUAGAGCUGAUGAAGAGACACCCCCUGACAGCUAUGCAGAUAUUGCUAUAUUUCCAGACACAGACGAACUGUUCUCUCCUGUUGAACCAUUUCUGAGAGCAAACAAAACAAAAGGACCUUACAGAGACCUCCAACAUUAUCUGGAUGUGCAUGCAAGAUUAAUGAAAGAGGACUACCUGUCCCCAAUCAGAGAUGGCCUUAAACAUUUUAAGGAAAAUUUUCAAACUGGAGAAAAAAUCAGUGAAUCUGAUCUCAGGUUCUAUUACAAUGUUCAGCUAACAAAAAUGUCAUGUGAUGCUGAUCAUGGCAUCACAUACUUUGUUAGGUUUGACAACUCUGGCCUGAAAAAUGUUAAUUGGGAGUUCAGCAAGCGUCUUAAGUUUGGAUCCUUGUUGGUAUUUUCUAAAGACUGUUUUGAAACAACCAUGUUCGCCACUGUUGCCAACAGAGAUGUGAAGCCCCUGGAAGAGGGAAUCAUUCAAGUUAUGUUUCAGAACAAUCUUGAACAAGUUUUCACUUCAUCUGAACAUGAUACUUUUGUAAUGGCAGAAACAACAGCCUAUUUUGAAUCUUACCGACACGUUCUGGAGGGUCUACAAGAAAUGCAGAGUAUCCCACUUGAGAGAUAUAUUAUUGGUUGUAAGCGUGAAAUACAUCCUCCAGAAUACCUGAACGAUGAUACCAUCUAUAAUCUUGCAAGUUUACAGAACCAAAAUAGUGACUAUUUACCCGUGACUGUUUUAGAUGACAUAGAAUGGCCAGCAGCAUAUCAAACACAGUUGAAUGAUUCACAGCUUGAAGCAUUACAGUUGGCUCUGACAAAAGAAUUGGCCAUCAUCCAGGGCCCACCUGGGACUGGUAAAACUUAUAUUGGUCUAAAAAUUAUGAAAAUUCUGUUAGAAAACUUGGAAAAAUCUGGACCUGUUUUGGUGGUCUGUUACACAAAUCAUGCUCUAGACCAGUUCUUGGAAGGCAUGCUUGACUUUUGCUCUGAAGGUGUUGUCCGAGUUGGUGGCAGGAGUUCAAGUAAACUCCUUGAGAGAUUAACUCUUAAAGCUCUUCGUCGAAAUCCACCAUUAAUUGAUCGCAAAACUCAAAAUAAUAUAAAUAAAAAUUUAGGCAUUUGCAGAAAAGAUUUGAAGGAAAUCAGUCAACAGGUAGAGAGAUUUUGGCAGAUGUCUUUACAGCUGGAAACAACUAUAGUAGAUAUUGAAGAUUUAAAAGAUGAAAUAACAGAUGAUCACUACAUUAGCCUGAGUGAUUCACGUAGAGUUACCAGCAGCAAUCCACAUGUUCUACGCACUUGGCUCAAGGCAUCAAAUGCCAAUAUGGAAAACCAUCUGGCCAAGGCUGCAAAGCGCCACCUGGCCAAGGUCAUAGCCCGUGGAGAUGAAGAGAUGAGUGAUGACAAGGUAAAAGAUCUCCAUUCGGCUGGAAAACUUCUCUUUCAGGACCGGGUAAAGAUAUACCACUACUGGCUGAACAAACACAAAAAGAAACUAGAAUUUGAAACUGAGUUACUUCUUUCGCGUGACUCUGAUGACAAUGGAAAGGUUGAGAUGCUUGUACAUGACUCAGAAAGAGCUUCUUUGGACAUUCUCCCAGAUGAUGAACUAAUGCCUUAUAUGAGCACCAAUGUCUACAUGUAUAUUACACAAUGGAAGGACUAUGAGAGCAAAGACAUUGAAUUUGACAAUGACUACAUUAGGUAUUGGCUCAGCAUGAAUUUUAAAAGGGCUGACGAGUUCCUUGAUGCCAUCGAUCAGCUCUCCAGCGUGAAAAGUGAAGGUAACCCACAGAAUAAACAGCGCACCAAUUUGGCUGGUUCUGACAUUCACGACUUUGAAGAGCCUUGGGUUAUUGAGGAAAGUGACGUAGAUGAAACAGAUAGCGAGGCGGAAGAUGAUUCAGAUGAGACUAGGAGUAGAAUAGAUGACAUUGACGAUGGUGGGGACGUUCACAGGUUAAACUUUAAAAUUCUGGGAGAAAAUUACAAAGAAUCAAAAACAAAAGAGAUUCAUUUGUUGCUCCGGGCAAAAAUGUUGCAAAUUGAUCUCACUGAAACCGCUGAAGAUAAUGAGGAUGAAGAAUGGCAGACCACCAACAACAUGUCUUACAGCAAAGUAUUUAAACUUUUCCACAAAACAGUCCCAUUUACAGAACAACAAGUAUCAGAAAUAACUGAUGUGUGGAAGCUUCCAUUAAGGGAUCGAUAUAAAUUAUACAAAUACUGGGUAUUAGAAAGAAAGAAAAAAUUAAGUGAGAACUUAAAAAUAUUGUCCACAGAAUACCAAACAGUGCUGCAGCGCAAGAAGGAAGCACUUGGAUACAAAGAUAUUGCCAUCUUGGAAAAGGCGAAAGUUAUUGGAAUGACUACAACAGGAGCUGCUAAGUACAGAAAAGUUUUGCAGGCCGUAGAGUGUCGUAUUAUAAUUGUUGAGGAAGCUGCUGAAGUUCUUGAAGCUCAUAUUGUAACCACACUAAACCCAAAGUGUCAACAGCUGAUAUUGAUUGGUGAUCACCAGCAAUUACGUCCAAACCCCACAGUCCACAAGCUGGCCAUUGAUUACAACCUGGAAAUAUCUUUGUUUGAACGCCUGGUGAAGAAUAAUCUACCGCGUGUGACUUUAACGGAACAGCAUCGAAUGCGGCCAGAAAUUUCCAGAUAUGUUAAACAUAUUUAUCCCCAUCUGGUUGAUCAUGCGUCUGUGGAAGAUUUAGCUAGCAUUAAAGGGGUGGAUUCUAAUGUUUUUUUCUUGCAGCACUCAUUUGAGGAGAGUGGUGUGGAUGACAGCACAAGUAGAUCCAAUGUUCAUGAGGCUAAAUUUCUUGUUGCACUAUGCAAGUACUUUCUCCAACAUGGGUACUUAGGUCGGCAGAUAACCAUACUAACGGCUUACAGUGGCCAGGUCGCAUGUAUAAGAAAUGAGAUGGAGCCAGAGGAAAGUGUUUUUGAAUUUGUUAGAGUCACCUCAAUAGAUAACUAUCAGGGGGAAGAAAAUGACAUUAUCUUGCUGUCCCUUGUGCGAAGCAAUACAGAGAAUAAGGUGGGUUUUCUGAAAACUGACAACAGAGUCUGUGUGGCUUUGUCCAGGGCAAAGAGAGGAAUGUUUGUCAUUGGAAAUCUCAACUUACUAGCUUCAAACAGCAAACUGUGGACAAACCUUUUGAUGACUGCCCGUGACUACCGUGUUACUGGGCUCCACAUGAAAUUGAUUUGUGUUAACCAUCCCCACCAUAUUACCUAUGUUGCGAACCCUGAAGAUUUUCAAAGAGAGGUUCCAGAAGGUGGUUGUAAUAAACUAUGUGAAACUCCACUAUCUUGUGGGCACCUGUGCACUAGAAUGUGCCAUGCUUCUGACAGAUUUCAUGAAGAAACAAAAUGCCAACAGCCGUGUUUGAAAACCUGCCUACAAGGUCACCCAUGCCAAAAAGACUGCUAUGAAGAGUGUGGUGAUUGUGAAGUUCGUGUCACUAAAUAUAUGCCUCUCUGUGGACAUGAUGAUUUGGUGCCUUGUUCAAAAAAUGUUGAAGAUGUUACCUGUUCACAAAAUUGCGGCCAGACGAUGUCUUGUGGUCAUACAUGCCGUGGUCAGUGUGGUAGGUGCAUGAUGCAAGCUCAGCAUCAAGCUUGCCUAGAGAGGGUUGAUGUAAUCUGGCCUUUGUGUAAGCACACUGUAAAUGUUGAGUGUAGUACUGACCCAUCUGUUGAUCCUUGCCCUGAGAAAUGCACAGAACGCUUAGAGUGUACCCAUAGAUGUAAAGGGACAUGUGGCGGGUGUCUGUCAAACCGUGUCCAUAAACCUUGCUUAGAAAAAUGCAAGAAACCUUUACCAUGUGGUCAUUUUUGCUCUGGCCCGUGUGGGGGUCAGUGCGUACCAUGUGGCACUAGGUGUUUAUCUUCCUGUAGGCACAGUGAUUGCAACAAAACAACUUGUGGAGAAAUCUGUGAUCCUUGCACUGAAAACUGUGCACUGGUUUGUCAACAUCAGCAAUGCAGCUUGCGUUGUAUGGAUGAGUGCCCAGCGCCACCUUGCAGCAAAAAAUGUGGUAAACCUGUACCUAAAUGUAAACACAAGUGCUUCUCUUUGUGUGGGGAAGCCUGUGUCUGCUAUAAAUGUGAAAAGGACAAAUUUACUCUCAUCGAUAACAACAAUUCGAAAAAGCCACAAAUAAUUGUUGCUCAUGAAAAACGUGAACGGGCUAAAAAGUUUGAAGUUGAUUCUGAAACUGUUUUGAUGAAGAUCCCCAAAUGUGGACAUAUAUUCACACUGACACAGUUAGACAGAUGGAUGGAGGGAUAUGACCCUAAGGGCACUGACUUUAUCAAAUGUCCUGUCUGUUCUGCCCCUGUACAAGCUAUUGCCAGAUAUGAAAAGCUGAACAAAGGUAGACUUGAAAGAAGGGAGAACAAAAAAUCUGCGCUGAUCAAAUCAGCCAUGGUUUCCAGUGAAGGUAUUGCCAGCUUAAAGCAGUCGAAAAACAUUGUUAAGGAUGGCUUCUGCUCAGUGGAUGGAGGGGACUUUCUGACUCGAAAACCUGAAGAAAUAGAUACUAAUCAUGCUCUGGCUCUUUCUCUACAAUUUCGUUUUGCUUACGUGCUAAGAAAAAUUCAUGACAUCCACCGUGACUUUAAUGAAGAUGUGGAUUUUAAAAUAAAGAAAUGGGAAAAGGUCAUCAAAUCAAUUCACAGAAACAUCACAGAUCAGUUCCAUAAGGAAAUGACCCUAGAGCUGCACCGACUGUUGUUCCUGGAACAGAUCAGUAUUUUGAUCAAGUUUCUGCAGGACAUAAGUUUGAAACUUCCCUCGGAGCUUAAGACAACCUGCCGUGCCAUUCUGAAAGAUAACAAACAAAAGCUGACAAGUGAAGAUAAAGCAGCUUUCCAAUCUAUUAUAGAGACCCUUUAUGAGAUGUUUAAUGGCCUUGACCAGGAGGAUUACUGGUAUAUCAGAGUUAUCAAACUGAAGAAGCUCUCCAAAGAUGUGAUGAGAGUUCUUGAUGAACCUAUCGAUAAGGUGAGUACAUUUUAGAUUUAUUUAAAUUAUUAUAAAAUAAUUUUGAAGAAAAAAAAACUUUCAUACAUUUAAGAAAAACAAAAAUUAAAAUUUUAUUUUUAAUAUCUGAAAGUUGCCCACAACAAUUCCUUAAAACAAUGUUUGCUUAGGCCAGUGGUCAGCAAACCGCGGCUGGCGAGCCACAUGCGGCUCUUCAGCAACCUUGAGUGUGGCUCGGCCAGUUGGCCGCAAAUCGCUUUUGACUCCGAAAAACAUGGUUUUUGAAAGAGAUUUGGCUCUCAAUUUUUUUUAUAAUUGUCCUGCUGCUGAUUUUUGGCUGAGUUUUCCGACCACUGGCUUAGGCAAAUGCGUUACUUUUUUCUACAUAAGACUGCACGGUUGUAGUUUUAAUUCAUUUCUUAUUUACCGCUACCAAUAUUUUACAAGAUAAUAGUAUCUAAUAGUAAUAGUUCUAACAUAAAUGCUAAAGUCUUGUGACUAAACAUUGUGGAAAAGAAAGCAUUUAAAUGAAAUAGUUAUAAUUCGUCCUUAAUUUAUGUGUAACAAAGACUCUGAAGAAAUGAAAGAAAUUUUGUCCUUGCAUAAACACUAUGAAGAAAUGAACACUAUCUAUUUGAUUGUACAAUGGGGACUACCAAUCUAGAAGCUAAAAAUGAUGCAAAUCUUUAUUCACCUUAAUCAUUGCUGAGUAUAGCAGCUUUUAAUAGAGUAAAAAUGUGAUGCUCUUUGGGAUUCAUACUGCCUUUAAAAAAAUUAAAACACCCACUUCAAUAAUAGGGUUGCAUACUGAUUUAUUUUAAGAAAUCAACAUUAGAUUAUCUACCUUCAAAUAUAUUUGUUUAAACUUUUAAAAUAGAAGUCAUUGAAAUAUCUUCCCCCUAAAUGCAUGCAUACUGUGUUUACUCAUUCAUUUUUUGUUUUUUUUUGCUUACAGGAUCUCCACUCAAUCCUAAUGUGAGAUCCCAUCUUUCAGUCCAAUAACUCAACAAUUGUUCAGUACAGAAAACAAGCAUAACUUGGGUAAUCUAGCAUAACAAUGCAGAUAAAUUUUAGAGGAUGUUUCAACAAGUUUUAAAAUUGCAUUGAAAUAUAUCAAGUGUGUUUAUGUUAUUUUUAUGUAGUAAUGUUUCAACUUGGAAAUUAUUUGUAGAAAAUCAAUAUUUGGAUUUAAAAAAUGAACUAUUUUAAUUUAAAAUCUGCACAUUAAUUUUUACAUAAACUUCAGUUUUUAUUUGCAUAACUUUGAUAUGUUACUUUUAGUGAAAGCCUUGAAAUAUUUUUUAAAUGUAUUUUUAUGGCUGAUGUGAAUAUCUUAAAUACUGUAUACUUUGAUAUCAUAUGCCUGUACAGCUCAACUUAAAAUCUCCCUGUGAACCCCGCUUAAAGGAAGAGCUCUUAGAUAAAUUUGUCAAAUUUAUACAAAUAAUGUGUACCAUUAUAAAACUUAAUUUUUCAAAC
Messenger RNA from Lymnaea stagnalis (great pond snail), 11639 nucleotides. Lineage: Eukaryota; Metazoa; Mollusca; Gastropoda; Lymnaeidae. The record is from the annotation of a GenBank genome assembly.